AUGGGAAAUGCAUUAAAUGAUAUUGGUGAUAAUUAUGACUUUAAAUUCAUUCAAAAAGUUUAACAUUCACUUUUUGGUCAAAUAGACAUAUUAGAAUGCUAAAUCUAAGAUUUUCCUGAUAUUGAACAAUAUAUGAGAGUCAUUCCAAAAUUAAAUAAUUAAGAUUAUAUUGCUUUUAUUAAAAGGUAUAUAAAAUUGUAGAAUCUUCAUAAACAUGAAUUGACAUCUCCAUUUCUAAUAUACAUCUCAAAUAAUAUAUUUGAAUAUCCAUCACAUUCAUUAUAUGAUGAAAUUUAAGUAAAAAGAUAACAAGGAACACAAUUUGCAGAAUCUGAAUUAUGGUAUCUAGCUAAGAAUUUGAUUGCUGGAUAUUCCAUAUAUCUUUAAAUUCCAGAACUAGUCAAAUAAACUUAAUUAAAUCUACAUAAUAUAUUUAUAACUAAAAAAGGACAUAUUAAAUUAAGUUUACAUACUUUGUUUUUAAUAAAUUCAACUAACUUUAAAAAUCUAUAUAUUGAAGAAUCAUAAUAUAGUCAUAAGAUUAGUAAAGAAAUAGGUUUAAUAUUACUUGAAGCUAGUUGUUUAUCUUUUGAAGAUAGUAUUAAAGUGAUGGAUAUGUAUUAUUCUAUUGAGUAUUCAAAUUUUGUUAAAGAUAUGAUUGGAGAUACAAAAUCAUUAUAAUAUUUUCAAAAUUAUCAAAUGAGUAAGAAGAUAUCUAAAACAAUAUAUGGAGAAUCAUAAUUAAAAAAGACUACAACAUUACUUGCUCAAUAAACUAAAUCAUUAAAAUAAUCACAAAUUAUUGAAACUUAUCAUAUUAAAUCACCUGUCAAAACAGAUCCAAAUCAAUUUGAUUAAGUUUCUAAAAUUGCAAGUAUACCUGAAGUAAAUGAAUAAGAUUAAAAGAAAUCAUAACAAUUAGAUUAUUUUUCUGGUAGAAAAUCAACAUAACCUAUACAAAAUAUAUAAUCUGAAAUUUACUAUCAUUCUAAAUAAUAAUCAUUAUAAAUAAAUGAUUAAUAACCUAAUAUAAUUCAAUUUAUUGAUAAUUCAAAUCUUAAAUUAAAUACUAAUUAACCUGUAAUUCAAAAUUUUGAUGUUUUAGAUGAAAAAUUUAAUUAAAGAUUUUGGAAAGCAAUUGAUUAAGCAAAGAGAUAAGUCUUAAUUUAUGAAUAAAGAAGUAAAUAGAUAUAUUGA
Messenger RNA from Paramecium primaurelia, 1197 nucleotides. The record is from the annotation of a GenBank genome assembly. NCBI's taxonomy places the organism in Eukaryota, Ciliophora, Oligohymenophorea, Peniculida, Parameciidae.